Messenger RNA from Calliphora vicina (urban bluebottle blowfly), 2062 nucleotides. RefSeq lists its product as uncharacterized. The transcript is spliced from 10 exons. NCBI's taxonomy places the organism in Eukaryota, Metazoa, Arthropoda, Insecta, Diptera, Calliphoridae. The coding region runs from base 71 to 1987 and encodes 638 amino acids. The record is from RefSeq and is a predicted model, not a curated record.
CAUAGAUUCUAUGACAUUCUAAUUUUAUUUAUUUUUUUAUACCAACAUAUACAAAAUAAUUUGACUGAAAAUGUCUAAGAGAACACGAGAUGCUGAAGAAGGCAAAAAGAAAAAAAUUGCUCGUUCGCGUUUUCGAAAUUUAAUACGCAGUGUGGCAUUAAACCGCAUUUGGUUGGUGGAUGCCGGUGAUCAAAAAUUAUCGUUAAAUGUCAAGAAAAAUAUAGCUAUGCUUGUGAGAACUCAGCGUAAAAUUGGUCUGCUAACAAUGGCGGAAAAAUCUUUGAUUAGAACUCAUCAUGCACUGCGCACUACUGAAGAACGGAAAAAAUUAGUGUCUUUGAUGGCUAGUUUAAAUUGUUUUAAUAAAAUUCCACCGAAAAUUCGAGCUCGAUUGGCAAAAUACGUAAAAUUUAUGGUGAUUGGCCCUGGUCGAAAAUUAAUUAAUGAAGGUGACUGGCCAAUGAUGGUGUAUUUUAUACUUACGGGUGAAGUAGAAGUCAGCAAAAGGGCAUAUGAUCAUUUACAGCAUUGUUGGGUAAAUCGAGUAGAAAAGAUAUGUGGUCCAGGAGACUGUUUGGGCGAUGGCGAAUUAAUAGAAAGAAGUGUAAGAAGACAUACUUACACAACUACAAAUGUGGUUGAGCUGUUGGUGGUAUUUGAAGAGGAUUUUGAACUGGUACUACGGCCUGAAAUGGAACAACAAUGGACAGAAAAGAAGAGUGCAAUCAUGGCAUUAGAUUAUUUUAAAUUUUUUACAAGAGAUCAGAUUGCAAAUGCUUGUAAGUUGUGUGUGUUGCGCCAAUUCGAACCUCUGGAAACCAUCUACUACGAGGACAAGGGCCAGUUGAGUUACGUUCAUUUUGUCAUUAGUGGUGAAUGCAUGAUUUUGCAGUGUUUAAAAAUGAUGGUCAGCCAUAAACGAGGUGUUAAAAGUUUCGAACUCGCUGAUAUAACCAAAGAGGGCUCCAAAUCAAUAUUUCAAGAUAUCUCUAAUACGCAGCUUUUAAAGAUUUUAAGAGAGGAAAAUAAUUCAGUAAAUAAUUCUGCUUAUGAUGUUGACGAGAUAAUUGCUUCCGAUGAUAAUGAAACUAUUAAGCAAUCUACUAAAAGUCGUGAUUUUAGACAGAUCGAUAUCAAAAAUAUGGAAAUAAGAUGUGGUUUAGCAGAACCAAGCGAAAGUGAAGCUGAAGAAUCUAAAGAAUGCUCCAAAAAAAUUUCAGAAGAUAAUUAUAACCAGCUGGAAGUAAAAACGGAACAACCACAUCAUAGAAAUGAAAUUGGUGAAGAAACAAACUAUGGAAUUGGAAACAAGCAAACAGCAGACAUUAAAGGCUCUGAAAAUAACCAUAUGGGAAACGAUACUACAGUAACCUCAAAUAGCAAAAUUACCAAGAAAGAUAUCAAACCAGAUAAGGGUGCUAUUUUGUCCCCCAUGCGAUCGAGCCAUACUGAUUUCAUAGAUCCAAAUGCAAUCCGAACCUCUUUUGAUGACCAAAGUAAAAGACCUAGUAAAAGUGACAAGAAACGAUUCACUUUACAAUCAUUACGUGAGUCAAUACGUGAUUCUUUGUGUGGAUCUUCACGUUCAGCUGAAACUCCUUCUUAUCAGCGACCUAUUGGAAAACUGGAAAAUCAUUUUAUUGAUGUGGGAUCUCUAACAUUUGGAAGCAUUUUUGGUCUUGGUGAAAAACUUGAGCAUCGAGUUGUAAUGGCUCGUACAACUGUGCAAUGUUUGAUGAUACCACGAUUUUGGCUCCUUGAGAAAGACCAAAACCCCGGCAAUAUUUGGCAAAGAAGACGAUUUUACCUAGACACGACCAUACCUUCAAGGCAAACUCUAUUUAAGGACUUUUUAUAUACUCGCCAAUGGCAGAAAUUCAAAACGAAUCUUAUUCAAAGUCAUUUGAAUCCAAAUUCGAUAGCCAAUCCCACUCGUGUCCAAGAUAUACCAAUAAUAUGUCGCAUAGUCGAAGCACGUGAUGACUAAUUUUAUAUUUCACAUUUGUUUGAAUACACACUUUAGUAGCACUUCUUUGAAAUAAAUCAAUAAAUGUGAUUUUAU